Molecule: messenger RNA, 605 nt
Organism: Centropristis striata (black sea bass)
Lineage: Eukaryota; Metazoa; Chordata; Actinopteri; Perciformes; Serranidae
Exons: 5
Coding region: 165-605 (146 amino acids)
Source: RefSeq, a predicted model, not a curated record
AAGUUGUAAAGGGAAGUUGCUUUGAUUUUGGAAAUCUUGACACUUUCCCUGUUUCCACACCCAUAAAACUCCCAAGCUCCAUGCACACACCUUGUCAUAAUAGUGCUCAGGUGGGUCUGUCAGAGGAGACGUGGGUCCCUGGACAGAGGACACAUCUGGCCUAAAUGGAGUCCACCCUCCCCAAAGCUCCAUUUGGAGCAGGUGCUGCAGUUGUCCUGCAGCCAGCGGCGGUCUCAUCUGGUGGGUUGCAGCCCCUGGCUGAGGAGGCAGAGCCUGCAGACCUGGGCAAAGAGGAGGGAACCAAGAGUCAACCUGGAGACCCCGCAGGAGCAAAAGAUGGAAAGGAGCUGUACUCAAUGGACAGCUCUCUGUCCUCCUCCGACAGUGAGGACGAGGGUAUCGGCAAGAAAGACAAGAAGAAAAAGAAGAAGAAGAAGCUGAAGAAGAAAAAGAAGAAGAAGGAUUCCAGCUCCUCGUCAUCAUCUUCCUCAUCAUCUUCCUCGUCUUCCUCCUCCUCUUCUUCUUCUUCCUCCUCCAGUAGCUCAUCAGACAGUGACAGUGAGGUUCUGAGGGUGAGUUGGAGCAGCAGUGUCCAGAAGGUCUGA